AUGGGUGGUUAGUCUGGGGUGAUGAAGAGUAACCCUAGCAAUCAAGAUGUUGGUAUGUCAGUCGGUAGCAUGCCAAGCAGAGGGCAUUUAGGUGUGGGUGCUCAUUAAUAGCAGGCAAAUAAUCAGAAUAAUCUAUACGCACAGAGCAAAUAAAACUAGCUCUUCGACAAAAAGAAUGAUCCCAAUUUCCCAACUCCACUUGAGAUUGAACAGUUCUAAAGCUAAUGUAAGUUCAAAAAAUUUAAAAUUUACAUCGAUUUGACUAAACAUUAAUAGUAAACUCUGAGAGAAUAAAAAGUCUCAGCACUCGAUUUAAGAAUGAGAGAAGUACUCUAAACAUUCACUGAUUUUAAGAAGAUACUAGAUGAAGAAUUUAAAACAAGCAGCAAACCAGCUGAUACACUUACCUCCUAUAUGUUUGAAAGUAUGUUACAGUCUACGACAAGAAACUAAAAUGUAGUUGUUCUGGUUUUAUUAUAAAUAGUGAUGUUUGAGCUUUGUGACGAUGAUGAUGAUGGGUGCAUGAGACCUGCUGAGAUUCUUCAAAUGCUCUAAAGAGUAGAACGAAUAUUUGCGAGAGAAUGUUCAAGAGUUGAACUGCAAUCAUCAGUACUGAUUCAUCAGAUAGCUGAUCAAAAAGCUGAGUAAAACUUUCACUUUAUUAUGGGCAUGAUCAAGCAUUAAAACAUUAAGAAGCAGCAGGAAUAAGCAAAAAGAGAGCAAUCACAGAAAGAUAUUAAGAACUCUCAGGGAGGUGGAGCAGGUGGUGCUGUAGACUCUAAAUAGGCUGUUGGCGAAGGUAUUAUUUCAUCAACUUAUGAUUUAGAUGAGGAUAAUCUUAUUACUUAUCGAGAAUUCAUGAGUGCUAUUAAAGGUCUGAAGAAUUCAUUGUACAAGUCGAUUCUACCAAGAACACUAUCAUUUGUGUAUGAGCUUAACUCUAUAUUCAGAAAGCAUCACUUCAUAGAUGAGGGUCACUCUGAAAUGUUUGGAGGAAAGCACCCACUUAGUAAAGUUGGAGGAUAGUAACUGAAAGAUAUUCCAAAUGAUGCUAAGAAAGAAUAUCUUGAGAUGUAUAGACCUCCAGGAAUUAUCAAAACAAUUGAAACAGCUAUCAAUGCUAAGACUCUUUUGGAAGAUAAAGUUGUGAACACAGUACCAAUGAGAAAUCUAUAUAGAAGGGGGAAGGAUGAGAAGAAAGAUGAAAGAAAUGAGAGAAUUAUGGGCAACACAAUUAGUGGUUAAGGUGCAGCUCAGGCUUAUAAUGCUGGAAAUGAUUAGAAAGGUAUUACUCAAAAGUACUAGGAAGUGUUCUAAGUUCAUGUUAGGCCAGAAAAUCCAAAUGGACUUAACUUUUAGGAACUCUAUUAGGAGAAUCUUCCGCCAGAAGCUCGGGAACUUGAUGACUAUGUGAAGAAAUUUAAAGAUAAAGACACCUCUAAAGACAAGGAAAUUUAGAGAUAUCAGAACAAUGCAAAGGAAAAGUUGAGAAGAGUUUAGAACCUCGUCCCUGAAAACAAAAUAUAAAUAAGUGCGUUGAGAUUAGAAGAAGAUGCCGACUUUGGUGACCGAAGAGGCAAUAAAAUGAUGAAGGCUAUGAAUGGACCUUUAGUCCUUAACCAGAAAAUCAAGGAUGAGGAGAUGAUUGAAAGGUUAAAGGAUGAGUACGGAGAUAAAAAGUGA
Molecule: messenger RNA, 1683 nt
Organism: Stylonychia lemnae
Lineage: Eukaryota; Ciliophora; Spirotrichea; Sporadotrichida; Oxytrichidae
Source: the annotation of a GenBank genome assembly